AUUUAUCAUUUUAAGAAAAAACAAAUUUUAAGAUGAGAACAAUUUCACUACUCUCGUUUAUCAAUUGUUAAUUGAUUGCUCGUACAAUGAAAAUCGCUGUAUCAAAUUAAAAAUAGAUCUUCAGAUAAGUGGAUAAAUGUUUGAAGAUUUAUCAAUAUUUUAUUUUCAACAAUAAUGUGAAAUCAUCUCUUUAUUUAUUUAAUCUUAACGCCGCGACAAAGUUGUCAUGUUAUGUUAGUCGCCAUUCCAUUCGUAAUUAAAAUGCGGAAAGAAGGAGCUGUAAUUCUGUUUUUCCUCUUAUGCCUCAGAUUCGGUGGGGCUUCAGACGAUACAAUAUUUCCCGAAGGGUUCUCUUUCGGAGCGGCUACGGCCGCGUAUCAAAUAGAAGGAGCUUGGAACGAAAGUAGAAGUCCAUGUAUUUGGGAUACUUAUAUUUUUAAUAACCGUAGCGUAAUAGCCAAUCAAGAUACAGCUGAAAUAGCUUGCGAUUCUUAUCAUAAAUAUAAAGAAGACAUCGCAUUAGCUGCUGCUUUGAAACUUACUCAUUACCGAUUUUCGAUUUCGUGGUCUAGGUUGUUACCGACGAUUGUAAGUAGCGAUGUAAAUCUUGAAGCACUAAAAUAUUAUCAAGGAAUUAUCAAUGAACUUGAAAAAUAUAACAUAACACCUAUGGUUACCUUAUAUCAUUGGGAUUUACCCCAAUAUUUGGAAGACCUAGGAGGAUGGACCAACCCAGUAAUUGUUGAUUACUUCACUGAUUAUGCUGGUGUUGUUUUCAAGUAUUUCCCCACCGUUAAACUUUGGAUUACUAUAAAUGAACCUAAACAAGUUUGCGUUCACGGUUACGGUUCUGGUAAAAAAGCUCCAGGUCUUACUGAAAGUGGUAUAUCUGACUACAGAUGUGCAUAUCACGUAGCAAAAGCUCACGCAUCGGCUUAUCGUUUAUAUAAAGAGAAAUACGGAAAAUUAGGAGGUAAGCUCUCGAUGGCUUUAGAUGGUGCGUGGAAUAUUGCAGCUUCCAAUAAUAAAGAAGAUACAGAUGCAGCUGAAAGAAGAAAACUUUUUGAGUUUGGUUUAUAUGCCCACCCGAUAUUUUUUGGAGAUUGGCCCGAAGUUGUUAUUGAAAGGGUGAAGGAACGUAGUAAAAUGGAAAAUUUUACCAGAUCACGUUUGCCUGAGUUUACAAAAGAAGAUAAAAUUCUCAUAAAUAAUACGGUGGAUUUCAUGGCACUUAAUUAUUACGAUACUAAAAUCGUAGGUGACGACGAAGAACCGUCUUACGAUUCAUAUUCGUACAAUAACGAUCUCAGAUUGACUAUCACGGCAGAUAAAAACUGGCACACUGAUCGACACUUGAAUUCUUACGUUCCCGAAGGUUUUAGAAAUUAUUUAAAAUGGGUCAAGGAUACUUAUAAUAACCCUGAAAUAAUUAUAACUGAAAAUGGGUUUGCUGAUGAUGGAACUGUAGAAGACACUGACAGAGUCACAUUUAUAAAGGAUUAUUUAAUGGCAGUUUGGAAUUCUAUAGAUAAAGAUAAGGUCAAAGUUACCGGUUAUACAUUCUGGAGUCUACUGGACAACUUCGAAUGGAACAAUGGAUACGAUCAUCACUUUGGUCUUUACAAAGUAGAUUUUACAAACCCGAAUAGAACUAGAACGCCAAAGAAAUCUGCCGAUUUUUAUAGAGAAGUUAUUGAACGUCAUGGACUCAGCGAAGCACAUAAAAUUCAUUUCAUGCCAAUUUUAACAAUUUUAAGCUUUAUAUAUUUGUACCUUUAGAAGUAUACACUGGGUGUAAGAAAAGAAAGUUAUAUUCUGUGUGUCUAUAAAAUAAAAAAAAUAAUCUAUCUAUAAUAAAGUGUUUAUAAAUUAUAAAUAUAAAGUAUUUAAAUAUGAUAAACAGGUUUUUAGCCAUUUCUUGAUGACAUUGUCCGCCUGGAUUUUGGUUUUUCUAGUGUUUAAUUUCGAUAAGGUUUUUUAUUGAGAUAUAGAUAUACUUGACAAAUAACCAAAAUCUCGAAUACAGCAGAAACUUCUAGUCCUUGAAUCAUCGUUUUUGUGACAAUUUGCUAAUAGAAUAAAACUUUCUUUUGAGUCACCUUGUAGAUGUAUUUUUUGUAUAUAAUUGUAUUUUACAAUUAUUAAACAAUAGAUAAAUAACAUUAAUAAUGUAUUAUUUAAA
Diorhabda sublineata is the source of this 2182-nucleotide messenger RNA. Its product is annotated as myrosinase 1-like. The record is from RefSeq and is a predicted model, not a curated record. Gene Ontology annotation, biological process: carbohydrate metabolic process. Lineage: Eukaryota; Metazoa; Arthropoda; Insecta; Coleoptera; Chrysomelidae. The transcript is spliced from 9 exons. Bases 232 to 1779 code for a protein of 515 amino acids. Gene Ontology annotation, molecular function: beta-glucosidase activity.